This is a messenger RNA of Vicia villosa (hairy vetch), 1416 nucleotides long. RefSeq lists its product as uncharacterized. The record is from RefSeq and is a predicted model, not a curated record. Bases 1 to 1416 code for a protein of 471 amino acids. NCBI's taxonomy places the organism in Eukaryota, Viridiplantae, Streptophyta, Magnoliopsida, Fabales, Fabaceae. The transcript is spliced from 2 exons.
AUGGAAGACCUUGAACAAGAGAAUCAUGAAUUCCGUGAUGAAGUAACUACUCUCCGUGUCGGUGUGGAAAGAUUGACUGCUUUGGUGGAAAGCUUAGUGGCUGCUCGGAAUCAACCAUCACCUCCUCCAUCUCCUCACGCCACUCAAACACAAAUUGAGGUCCAGACUACUAUGAUUUGUGAAGUUUCUACUGCUACUGUUUUUGUGGCUCCUACCAUUGGUCUCUCGCACUAUCAGAUGCCUAAUGGCUACCCUGGGGGCAUGUCUUACAACUUUGUGCCAGAGGGAUACCAUCCUGUCACUGGAGCUUCCCAAGUUACUCCUAUAAUGACUAUGACUCCGCCUCUGGUACAUACCGUACCACAAGCUGAGGAACCCAUUUUCCAAGUUGAGCCCAAUGAAAGAAAUGAAGCUUAUGAUGAUUUCCAAGACCAAUUUCAAGAGAUGCGAAAGGAGAUUAAGGCCCUCAAAGGGAAGAACUCAUUUGGAAAGAAUGCUUAUGACAUGUGUCUUGUGCCAAAUGUGAAAAUACCUGCCAAGUUUAAAGUGCCUGAUUUUGAAAAGUAUAAAGGGAAUUCGUGUCCUCAGAGCCACUUAACCAUGUACUGCAGAAAGAUGGCUACUCAUACUGAUGAUGAUAAGUUAUUGAUUCACUAUUUUCAAGAUAGUCUAAUUGGUACUGCUUUGAAAUGGUACAUGGGAUUGGAUAGUACUCAUAUCAGUUCUUUUGAUGACCUUGUGGAAGCGUUCAUUCGACAAUACAAGUAUAAUGUGGACAUGGCUCCUGAUAGAGACCAACUCCGAGCCAUGGCACAGAAAGAGAAAGAGUCUUUCAAAGAGAUGGUUGCAAGCGCUCCGACCGACUUCACUGAAAUGGUGAAUAUGGGAAUGCGAUUAGAAGAAGGUGUACGAGAGGGACGUUUAACUAUGGAAUCUGGAUCGUCGACAGAAACCAAGAAAUAUGGGAACAACUUUCAGAAGAAGUGGGAAGAUGAAACUAUUGCUUUUACAAUUGAUGCCGCACAAUUCAAGCAACCAUACCAACAGCCGUGGGCAACUCCUCCUCAUAAUUCUUCACAGAAUGCUCCUCAGAAUGCAGCUCAGAAUCAGAAUCGUCAACGGAAUCAGAAUAUACCUCAAAGGAACCAUCAGAAGGAGGAUCGUCGCAUUGACCCAAUGCCAAUGACCUACGCUCAGCUAUGGCCAUAUUUAAUUGAGAAGAAAGCAAUAGCUCCCAGACCAACUCAACCUGCAAAGUUUCCAUUUCCUAAGGAAUACAAUCCAAACGCCAAGUGUGAUUUUCAUAGUGGGAUAUCAGGUCACUCCAUUGAAGAUUGCAAAGUCCUGAAGGAAAAAGUUCAAGAUCUGGUUGACAAAAAGAUACUCUCUUUCAAGGAUAUUGGUCCUAUGCCAUGA